Vicugna pacos (alpaca) is the source of this 8609-nucleotide messenger RNA. It is a transcript of the gene KNL1, whose product is annotated as kinetochore scaffold 1. The record is from RefSeq and is a predicted model, not a curated record. NCBI's taxonomy places the organism in Eukaryota, Metazoa, Chordata, Mammalia, Artiodactyla, Camelidae. Gene Ontology annotation, biological process: attachment of spindle microtubules to kinetochore; protein localization to kinetochore; cell division. Gene Ontology annotation, cellular component: nucleus.
GGAGGUUGUUUGUGCUGGAGUAAAUCGACUAGUAAAUCAUACCUAGAAUGAAUAUUUAACUGUUUCGACUCCACAAGCAAAAGAUCAGAGGGGAAAAAAGAAAAAAAGAAAGCCUACUCUCGACGAGGAUGGGAUUCGAACCCACGCGUGCAGAGCACAAUGGAUUAGCAGUCCAUCGCCUUAACCACUCGGCCACCUCGUCCCCGAAGCAUACUUCUUCCUGGUAGCUAUAGGGAGUAACACUAGGGGGAUGUGACGCAACCUGAUGGAAGCCGCCAUUUUGUACGGAAGCAAAGACUCGAUCAUUUUUAUAGCAAGAAAUCAAAAGAAGAUGGCCGCUCCCAUGAUGUGUGGGAUGAAGAGGGAGGGACAAAGAAAAUUUCAGUAGAAAAUUAGAUUACCUUGAAGGAAGUAAAAUUGGCACACAGGCUGAGAAGGAAGUUUGAUUAAAGGAGCCUUAGGAGGGCUCUGGAGUCUAAGGGGCGGAGCCGACGCAAUGAGCGGCUCUGCGCAUGCGCUUCAGCUAGGCGGUUACAUUUGAAUGCUUCACUGAGGUAGUCGGACGUUGUGAGUUGACGUCGAGGAGUGGCGGCGAGCUGCCUCUCUGAGAAGCGUGUGGACCCCAAACAAGUCUGAGAAGAAUUUGUGAAGCCUUUGGGACGUGGCGGAAAAAGUUUUUCUUCAGAAAUGGAUGGAGUGUCUUCAGAUGCUAAUGAAGAAAAUGACAAUAUAGAGAGACCUGUUAGAAGACGACAUUCCUCAAUUUUGAAACCCCCAAGGAGUCCUCUUCAAGACCUCAGAGGUGGGAAUGAAACUGUUCAGGAAUCCAAUGCUUUGAGAAAUAAGAAAAAUUCUCGUCGAGUCAGCUUUGCAGAUACUAUAAAGGUAUUCCAGACAGAAUCUCAUAUGAAAACAGUGAGAAAGUCAGAAGUUACAGAAACAGAAGCAGGAGGAAAUGUUCUGUUUAUACAGAAUGAGAAUCCAGAAGAUAACUGCUGUGAGAUUACUGGAAUGAACACGUUGCUUUGUGCUCCCAUUCAAACCCAGAUGCAACAGAGAGAGAUUUCAAUUACAGAACACAACCAUGAAAGGAAACAUUCAAAUGAACAGACAGUCAUCUUUUCAGAUGAAAAUCAGAUGGACCUGACAGCAAGUCACACCGUGAUGAUUACCAAAGGCCCUUUAGAUUGUACCAAAAGUGUAAAGUCCACCAAGAUAGAUACCACAUCAUUUCUGGCUAAGUUAAAUCUCCACACUGAGGAUUCAAGAAUGAAAAAAGAAUUAAAUUUUUCCAUGGAUCAAAACACUUCUUCAGAAAAGAAAAUAAAUUUCAAUGACUUUGUGAAAAGAUUGAAAACAGGAAAAUCAAAUGCUUCUUCUCCUUUCACAGGACCUGAUAAAGAAAAUUCUGAGAUACCUAUUCAUUCCAAAGAAUCAAAUAGGACCUCUUCUAUACAUCAAAUGCAUGUAUCUGUUAAUGUAGAUGAAAGUAGCAGUAAUAUGACUAGAAUCUUCAGAGAACAAGAUGAUGGGAUGAAUUUUACCCAGUGUCAUACAGCCAAUAUUCAGACUUUGGUUCCCACAUCUAGUGAGUCCAGCUUAAGGAAAUUUAAAGCUGAUGAUACUACAAUUUAUGGUGAUGACUUUAUGGACUUAACAAGUAACCAUACUACACAGAUGUUACCUUCAGCAGAUAAUCUGUCUGAAAUAGAAAAUCAAACUCAGAAUAUCAUGAUGGAUGUUUCAACAGGUUAUGGAACUAAAGCUCUGGGACAGAAGGCAAUCUUUAAGGAUAAACUGAAUGAUGCUUUUCAAGACCCUUCCUUAAACCCUAAAUGUGAAAUACAUGCUACCAGAAAUCAUAUUGCAGGGACAGAAACUCACACAGUCACACAGGCUUCUAACCAAGAUAUCAGAACAUUGGCCAGGAUCCCAGAAUUUAUUUGUUCCAGUUCAGCUAUUCAAGAGUGUAAAACAGUUUUCUAUUCUAGUUGUAACGAUGCCAUGGAACUGACCAAGUGUUUCUCAAGUAUGAGAGAGGAGAAAAAUUUGCUAAAGCAUGACACUGAUUAUUCUAAAAUGUAUCCCAAUCCAGAUGCCAUCUCUCUUCUCAGAGAGAAAACUAUUUAUUCAGGAGAGGAUAGCAUGGACAUUACUAAGAGCCAUACAGUUGCAAUAGAUAAUCAGAUUUUUAAACAAGAUCAGGCAAAUGUACAGAUAGCAGCUGCACCAGUAUCUGAAAAAGAAAUGAUGCUCCAAAAGCACGUAAUUGUGUCAGAGGUUGAGGAAAUGAACAUAAAUUAUAGCUCGGUUCCACAUGCAUCUAAGGAAAGAUUACAGCAGAGCCUGGAAAAUCCUUUAUUUAUUUCAUUGACUGACAAAAAGACUGAACUCUUCACAGAUGAAGAUAUGGAUUUGACUAAAAGUCCCACAGCUAACUUAAGAAGUCAGUCUCCUCUUGCAUCUUACAGUCUAGCAUCUGAGAAUAUUACUAAAUCUCACUCUCACAGCAAAAGCCCUUCAGAUGAAUGGAAAGAAAUGACCAAAGGUCAUAUUGAACUGACCCAACAACCAAACGUAAUAUCUAAAAACAUCCCAACUGACACCUUGGACAAAGAAAAAGAUCAAAUUUUGAAGAUUUCUUCCCAUCUUGAUAAAGAUUCUCCUCAGUCACCUGAUACUAACAAGGACAUAGCAACAAGCCACGGUAUAGUAUACUCUGGUGGAGAUCUUGAUAAACAACUACCACUGAGAAACAGUAGAAAUACAGUUUCUUGUGAACAAUCUUUGUUUCCUACUACAAAGCCAUUAUUUUCAUCAGAAGAACAAUAUGCCAUGAAAAGUCAUAUUGCUGUUAACAAUCAAACAGUGAAAUCUGUACCAGGCCAGAAUUCUAAACUAGUUGAGCCACUAAGGAAAAGUUCAGGCAAUCCCAGGCCCGACUGUUCUCAUGACAAGGUAAUUGUUUGUUCCGAGGAGGAGCAAAAUAUGGAUCUAACCAAGAGUCACACUGUUGUCAUUGGAUUUGGUACUUCUGAAGUACUAGAACUGGGUAAGACUAAUUUAGAAAACGGUAACAGCCAGCUAACAACAGUAAACAGACAAAUAGCCAUAAAAGCUGAAAAAUGUAAUGAAAGUCCUAUAGAAAAAACUGGAGUAUUUACUUCUAAUGAUAUUAUGGAUGUGUUGGAGGACAAAAGUGUACAGAAAACUAGUAUUCUAAGUGAAAAGCAAGAUGUUAAAAUUUGUGGAAGGAAAAGUGUUGGCAGACUAAAAAUUGAUAAGACUAUUGUAUUUUCAGAGGGAGAUGAGAAUGAUAUGGAUAUCACCAAGAGUUAUACAGUGGAGAUAAAUCAUAGACCUUUAUUAGAUGAACAUGAUUCCCAUUCGAUGCCUUUGGCAAGAAGUUCUAAAACUCUUUUGUAUACAUGUGGGCAGGAUGACAUGGAGGUCACCAGAAGUCACACAACUGCCAUAGAAUGUAAAACUGUCUCACCAGAUAAAAGAACCACUAGGCCUGUGGACAAAACUGUAAUGUUUAUAGAUAAUCAUGAGGAACUAGAAAUGACAAAGUCCUACACCGUUUUCAUUGACUACCAAGCAAAGGAGAGAACUCUGCUUCUAGACAAACCUAACUUUGAACUAUUCAAAAGAAAAAGCUCAGAAAAAUCAAAAGUGACACCGACUCCUGCUGAGGAAAGUGUUUUCUUUCCAGAGAAUAGUGAAAAAGUCAGCCAGCUAACACCACCUGGGGAAUGGUCUAAUAAUGAUCCUUUGGAGAAAGCUGUAGCAUUUGUAACUGGUGAUAAUGUGGAAGUGUCUAAAUCAACCAUUUGUAAAAAUGAUAAAAAUGUACAAAAGCCUGGGUUUCUGAAUGAAACUCUAUCAGGCAAAAGUCACAGAAGGAAAAGCCUUAGACUCAAAAAUGACAAGACCAUUGCAUUUUCAAAGAAUGAUAAAAAUGAUACGGAUAUCAUCCAGAGUUGUACAGUGGAAAUAAAUAAUAAAAGUCCCCUGGAAAAUAGAGAGGACUCCCAUUUAGUGCCUUUAGAAGGAACUCCUAAAACUAUUUUGUAUACAUGUGGACAGGAUGAAAUGGAGCUCACCAGAAGUUACACAACUUCCUUAGAAUGUAAAACUGUCUCACCAGAUAAAAGAACCACUAGGCCUACGGAUAAAACUGUAAUGUUUGUAGAUAAUCACAGUGAGCUGGAAGUUACUAAGUCCCACACUGUUUUCAUUGAUUGUCAAACCACAGAGAAAAUACUUCAAGAGUGCCCUAAAUUUGGAAUAACAAAAGGAAAAAUCUUGGGUGUUUCUUUUCCUAAGGAUGGUAGCUCUGUUCAAGAAAUCACUAAAAAACAAGCACUGGCUGUAGAAAACGAAAUUGCUCUUCACACUGAGCAAAAGCAUUGUGUGACACCCUUUGUUCCUACUAAUGCGUUGUCUAGAGGUCAAGAUGAGACAGAAAUCAAAUUCCAUAGCACUGCUGUGGAUGAAGAGGUCAUGAAAGUUGUAGACCAGGCCUGUACAUUGGAAAAAGCCAAAAUUGAAAGCUGUCACUUGAAUAGUACAGAUAGAAGAAAUGUGGACUUUACAAACACUCCUGCAGCUGCUAGUUGUGGAUCCAGUGAUAAUUAUUCCUGUUUACCUAAUGUUAUUUCCUUUUUUGAUAAUUUGGAGGGGAAUAUCAUGUCCUCAUGUGAUAAAGAUGUAAAAGCCAGUCAUUGCCCAGUGCAAAAUGAUCUUACUUAUGCAAAAGAUUUAGCCAGUAAAUAUUACUUGAAAUCUGAGGGACUGCCUCUCUCUGCUCCUUGUUCUUUGUUAGAGAAUGAAAAAGUUGUUCAAUCCAACACCCAAGGACAGUUAGACAGUGUCACAACAGUGCCCAAAGAUCAAGAUCUGAUUAAGGAACCCCAAAACCUAUUAGCUAAUGAAACUUUCAUAUGUGGUGAAGAUGUGGGGGAAAUGACUAAAUUUAACUCAAAACAAGUAUCUUUUAAGCUUCCAAAGAAUCAGAUGGAGGCCUUUGUUGAUAAUGUGGAACAUAGUUUAAAGAAGACCUUUGUUGGUAAUGUUUGUGUUGCUUCUCAGCAUCAUCUGUCAACUCGGCUACCACCAUUACCUCAACAAGGGCAGAAUAUUGUCAAUAAAGAUGAAGCAGUAUUGUCUAAAGAUGGAAAUAAGAAUUUAAAUAUUAGAGGAAAUUCCUCUGUACCCACAUGUGAAAAUGAGUCUGAAAUGCUCAAUGAGAAACAGUUUACCAUAGCCUGUAAAAAAGAACUGAAGAAAAAUAUUGAAACAGCUAAAUGUAACACAGCUAUAGAUUUCCACAGUAAUUCAGACUUGACUAAGCAGCUUAUUCAAACUCAUAUCAAUCCUAGAGAAGUAUCAGAUUCUAUAAUUUCAUCCAAUGCUGCAACUUUCAGUAGUGUCAAACCAACUCUGAAUAGUUUGAAUGAGAAAACUGAAGAAUUUUUAGAUUUCCAACCUGUUCGUACACCACCUUCUCCAAAACAAUUACGUGACUUAGUAAAUAAGGCACACAGUGAUACAAGUAUAAUGCAAGCCACAGAAAUAGAUAAUAUUAACAUAGUGUCUAGCAAUGUUAAAGAUGAUAGAGAUGAAGAAAAUAAAGUUUCUCACAGUGGAGCUGAAACCAACUCUGUACCGUUAAUGACAGUUGUAAAAGAUAAAGUAAGGAGAUGUUCUUUGGGAAUAUUUUUGCCCAGAUUGCCAAAUAGGAGAAAUUGUAGUGUCACUGGUACUCAUGAUCUGAAACAGAGUCCAGCAGACUCUACUGAUUUAAGUCGUUUAGAAACUCAGGCAGUCUCCAGUAAGGAUUCAGGCAUUGGAUUUGUUGUAGCUAAACUGAACUUAAGUCCAUCUCAGUAUAUAAAUGAGGAAAAUCUUCCUAUAUAUCCUGGUGAGAUUAAUUCCUCAGACUCAAUUAGCAUAGAUACUGAGGAAAAGGCUUUGACUGAACCAUGCCAAAAAGAGAUUUCACCAUACGAAAAUAAAAUGGAAGAAACCUGCAAUAACCAAAAAAGAACCUGGGUACAAGAAGAAGAUGAUGAUAUUCAGAAUGAGAAGAAAAUCAGAAAAAGUGAGAUUAGGUUUAGUGGUGCUGCACAAGAUCAGGAGAUUUUUGAUCACCAUGAUGAAGGGGACAUAGAUAAAAAUGCUGACAGUGUAUUGAUAAAAAGCCUAAGCAGGACCCCAUCUAGUUGCAGCAGUUCUCUGGAUUCGAUCAAGGCUGAUGGGACCUCUCUGGACUUUAGCACGCACCCUAAUAGUCAAAUGGAAUCACAGUUUCUCGGAGACACCAUUUGUGAAGAGAGCUUGAAGGAGAAACUCAAAGAUGGAAGAAUAACAAUAAAGGAGUUCUUUAUACUUCUUCAGGUCCACAUUCUGAUACAGAAACCCCGACAGAGCAAUCUCCCGGCCAAAUUUACUAUAAACACACCACCUACUCCAGAAGACCUGAUGUUAAGUCAGUAUGUUUACCGACCCAAGGUACAGAUUUAUAGAGAAGAUUGUGAAGCUCUUCGCCAGAAGAUUGAUGAAUUAAAGCUUUCUGCACUGAAUCAAGAUAAACUGUUGACUGAUGUAAAUAGGAACCUCUGGGAAAAAAUGAGACACUGCUCUGAUGAGGAGCUAAAGGCCUUUGGAAUUCAUCUGAACAAAAUAAAAUCACGUUUUACCAAGAUGACUAAAGUCUUCACUCACCAAGGAAAAGUGGCUCUAUACAGCAAGCUGGUGCAGUCAGCUCAGAAUGAGAGGGAGAAACUUCAAAUAAGGAUAGAUGAGAUGGACAACAUACUUAAGAAGAUUGAUAACUGUCUCACUGAGGUGGAAAUAGAAGCUAAGAAUUUGGGGGAUGAAGAGACGGACAAUCCUAUGGAAGAAUGGGAUUCUGAAAUGAGAGCUGCAGAGAAAGAACUGGAACAGCUGAAAACUGAGGAAGAAAAGCUUCAAAGAAAUCUCUUAGAACUGGAGGUACAGAAAGAGCAGACCCUUGCUCAAAUAGACUUUGUGCAAAAACAAACAAAUAGAACUGAAGAGCUACUGGAUCAGUUGAGCUUGUCUGAAUGGGAUGUCAUUGAGUGGAGUGAUGAUCAAGCUGUAUUCACCUUUCUUUAUGAUACAGUAGAACUUACCAUCACCUUUGGAGAACCAGUAGUUGGUCUCCCUUUCCUGAACAAGGCCUAUAGGAAGAUUGUUGACCUGAAUUUCCAGUCUCUAUUAGAUGAGGAUAAAGCUCCUCCUUCCUCCCUUUUAGUUCAUAACCUUAUUUUCCAGUACAUUGAGCAACAGGAAUUCUGGAAAAAGAAAUGUACAACACAGCACCAGGUACCCAAGAUGCUUCAAGAAAUCUCACUGGUAGUGAGCCAUUGCAAACUCCUUGGGGAGGAGAUUGAAUUUUUAAAGCGAUGGGGACCAAAUUAUAACCUAAUGAACAUAGAUGUGAAUAAUACCGAAUUGAAACUUUUAUUCUCCAGCUCUGCAGCAUUUGCAAAGUUUGAGAUAACUUUGUUUCUCUCAGCCCAUUAUCCAUCUGUCCCAUUACCUUUCUCUAUUCAAAAACACCUUGGAAACAUUGGCCAAGAUGAAAUCACUGCCAGUCUAUCUAAAGUGCCACUGGAAGACAACUACCUAAAGAAUGUAGUCAAGCAAAUUUACCGAGAUCUGCUUAAGGACUGACUACCUUUCUACCACUAGACCCAUGGACUACAGUGCAUAGUACACUUAGUAUUAUGUCAGAGUCUCCAUCGCUAUUUAAUCUUUAUCUUUAGGUCAUAGAAGCCUAGUAAAAUUCUUUCUGAUGACGUUAUAGUUAAUUUAUAUGGUACAUUUUUAAAUUUCUACAGCCAGGAAUGAUGAAAGGCCUCAAAUAGCCUGCUGUCAACUUGUUCAUCUUUCUACCAAAGGUUUAAGUAGUAGAACACUUAGGGAAAAUUUCUCCUAACUAAAGUGGUGCUCUCUGCUUUAGUAUAAGUCCUAAGGAGUAACUUUCAAGUGUAAGAGGAGGUGUUACCACUGACAAAAACAUUAGCCAUUUUCCCAUAUAAAGGGCUAUGAUUUUUAGGUUGUUCACUUCUGCCUACCAGGUAUUUCUGGGGUAGACAUCGCUAUCUACAAACUGCUCAUCCUUUUUCUCCAUUCCUGAAAUGUUAUUAAGAGAAAGCAAUAGAACUCAGCUAUUGGAAUGGUUGCCAUCUUUUCUUGAGUGGUUCCUUUAUUAUAUAGUGUCUAUUAGUAUUUUCAUAAUUAUAAUUUUGUAGGGAAAGUUAAUUCAUUUUUGGCCCAAUACAUAUAUGUAAAUAUAUUAAUAUUGUUUUUGUGUCUGUGAUGUAGUAAGGAGAUAUAUAUAUAGAAAUACAUAGAGAUGUAUGGAGAGAUACCCUUCUGCCCGGGCAGUUUUAGCAAGAUUCUCAAUCUCCUUUUAUAAUGAACUUCAAACAAUAUCACACCCAAAACACCAGUUUUGUCAAGUUCUGGCAAUGGUAAUGAACUUAAUGUAAGUAUUGGUUUCUCAAGCCAUACCCUUCUCAUACACAAAAAUAAGCAUAUCCAUUGAUAUUGAAUGAUCAGUAUUAUCUGUAAGA